Messenger RNA from Benincasa hispida (wax gourd), 1596 nucleotides. Its product is annotated as embryonic stem cell-specific 5-hydroxymethylcytosine-binding protein. The record is from RefSeq and is a predicted model, not a curated record. Gene Ontology annotation, molecular function: single-stranded DNA binding. Gene Ontology annotation, biological process: protein-DNA covalent cross-linking repair. NCBI's taxonomy places the organism in Eukaryota, Viridiplantae, Streptophyta, Magnoliopsida, Cucurbitales, Cucurbitaceae.
AAGGAGUUUUUUGAGGGGAAGUUCGUCGGUUUGCCUCUUCCCGCCUUUCGUCUGUCCAGAACUUCCCGUUCAGGCUCAGCUCCUCCUCCAAGGCAAGGCAUCCGCCAUAGCCAUCCAGCAGUCAAGCUUCUGAACUCUACCUUUCCUUUCCAGUAGAAUACUAUAGAGACUGUAGCAAAGCAUACAAAGACGGAUGUGUGGAAGAGCCCGUUGUACUCUUCGAGCCGAUGACAUCCCCAGGGCCUGCCACCGCACCGGCGGCCGCGUCCGCACCCUCAACAUGGACCGUUUUCGUCCGCUGUUCAAUGCCUCCCCGGGCUCGGAUUUGCCGGUUGUUCGUCGAGACGAUGAAUCUGGUGACGGAGGGGUCGUCCUCCAAUGCAUGAAAUGGGGGCUGAUUCCUAGUUUUACUGAGAAAUUCGAGAAACCUAAUUACUUCAAGAUGUUCAAUGCUCGCUCAGAGUCCAUACGUGAAAAGGCUUCUUUUCGCCGCCUAGUUCCUAAAAGAAGGUGCCUUGUGGCAGUGGAAGGGUUCUAUGAGUGGAAAAAGGACGGAUCAAAAAAGCAGCCCUAUUAUAUCCAUUUUAAGGAUGGGCGGCCACUUGUUCUUGCUGCUUUAUAUGACUGUUGGGAAAACCCAGAAGGUGAAUUACUUUACACUUUUACCAUUCUUACAACUUCAGCAUCUCCAGCUUUGUUGUGGUUGCACGAUAGGAUGCCUGUAAUUUUGGGUGACAAAGAACGGAUGGAUAUGUGGUUGAAUGAUUCUUCAUCGUCCAAGUAUGAUACUGUCCUUAAACCAUAUGAGGCUCCUGAUUUGGUAUGGUACCCUGUAACUCCAUCCAUGGGCAAGCCUUCAUUUGAUGGGCCAGACUGCAUCAAGGAGAUACAGCUAAAGAAUGAUGGAAGCAACCUCAUCUCCAAAUUUUUCUAUGCAAAAGAAAUUAAAAAGGAACAUUCAGACUCACAAGAGAAAACUUCCUGUAACACAUAUGUGAAGCCUGAGGCAUCGCCAAGUCUAGAAGAACACAAAACAGAUGUAAAUCUUAGAGCUUCAUCCGAAGAAUCAAAGGAUUGUCUUGCAAAGUGUUCAUCUGAGACUGCACCAACAUGUCAAAUAAAACGGGACCGUGAAGACAUCUCAUCCGUGUCGAAAAGCGGCGUGGAUGACUACAGCAAGGUAGGCAGCAGUCCAAAGAAAAGGAAGAAAGGAAACCUGAAGGCUGGUAAUGACAACCAAUCAACCCUCUUUUCGUACUUUGGGAGGAAAUAGAUAGGCCUUACGACCCAAAACGAAAAAUAUUGUCCAGACAGGUAUUUGUUAGUCUGCCACUUCUCAUGUUUAUAUAUAUGUCGUUUAGUCUUUAUCUUGCUGUGUUAGAUGCUACUGAGGUACGUGGAAGGUCUUUUUUUUUUUUUGUUGAACAUUUUGAUUGUGUUAAAUGCAGUGUUUUCUUGUUGUAUGAAGGCAGGCUAAUGUAGCUUAUAAGGGAAAAUUUGAUUAUGGUCGAUCCUUCCGCUGUCCACUAAACUGAACUCUUUCUUAUAGGUUUGUAACAGUUUUCCUCUUGCAAAAAAGCAUUAUGUUAUGGUUCA